CGCUACGCACCAACUCACAAAUAGCUAACUUUCUCCAAGAACUGUCCGCAGAGUUAAGGUCAGUAAUUCUCGAUCAGCUUCUCUUCUCAAUUCUCCUACCUCUAUCUAUCUUUUCAUCGAAUAAUAGCUCUCUCUUUCUCUCUGCUUCUUUCUCCCUCGCUUUUGUUUGUUUGCACUUUGCUAUAAUCUUCUUCGUUAGUGCGGUUUGCCCAGGCAUCCGUGCAAACGUAUACGUGCCUUUAAAUUUUAGUGUAUGCCCUAAUUCUGUCUCGUUUGGUUUUUCUGCAGCAACAUGAAAUCUGAGGGGUACAGUCCGAUGGAGAAGAAGCCGCUGGGAGUGCUCGCCGCUCUCGACGCCGCCAAGACCCAAUGGUACCACUUCACGGCCGUCGUCAUCGCCGGCAUGGGGUUCUUCACCGACGCCUACGACCUCUUCUGCAUCUCCCUCGUCACCAAGCUCCUCGGCCGCAUCUACUACACCGACCCCACCUCCCCAAAACCUGGAUCCCUCCCGCCCAACGUCGCCGCCGCGGUCAACGGCGUCGCCCUCUGUGGCACCCUCGUCGGGCAGCUCUUCUUCGGCUGGCUCGGCGACAAGCUCGGCCGCAAGAAGGUCUACGGCAUGACCCUCGCCAUCAUGGUCUUCUGCUCCAUCGCCUCGGGCCUCUCCUUCGGCCAGACCGCCACCGGCGUCAUCUCCACGCUCUGCUUCUUCCGCUUCUGGCUAGGGUUCGGCAUCGGCGGCGACUACCCUCUCUCAGCCACAAUCAUGUCCGAGUACGCCAAUAAAAAGACACGCGGCGCGUUCAUCGCCGCCGUUUUCGCCAUGCAAGGUUUCGGCAUUUUGGCCGGAGGCAUCGUUGCCCUCAUCGUCUCCGCAGCGUUCGACCACGCGUUCCACGCCCCACCCUACGCCGUCGACAGGCUCGCCUCCCUCCCGCCUCAGGCGGACUACGUCUGGAGGAUCAUCCUCAUGUUCGGCGCCAUCCCCGCCGCGCUGACCUACUACUGGCGCAUGAAGAUGCCCGAGACCGCGCGAUAUACCGCUCUGGUUGCCAAGAACGAGAAGCAGGCUAACGAGGACAUGGCGAAGGUCAUGGACUUCAAGCCCGACGAGGCACAGGAACAGGAAAAGGUUAAAACGAACACAGCAAGCAACCAGUUCGGGCUGUUCACGCGCGAGUUCCUCAAACGACACGGGCUCCACCUCCUGGGGACCACGUCCACGUGGUUCCUCCUCGACAUCGCGUACUACAGCCAGAACCUGUUCCAAAAGGACAUCUUCACGGCCAUCAAGUGGAUCCCACCGGCCGCGACGAUGAACGGGAUCCACGAGGUGUUCAAGGUGGCUAGAGCACAGACGAUUAUUGCACUCUGCGGUACGGUCCCCGGGUACUGGGUCACGGUGGCGCUGAUCGACUGGAUGGGGAGGAAGAAGAUUCAGCUGGUCGGGUUCAUUGGCAUGACGGUGUUCAUGUUCGCGCUGGCGAUUCCGUACCACCACUGGACGCUGGAAGGGAACCACGUGUGGUUUCUUGUCUUCUACGGGCUGACUUUCUUCUUUGCGAACUUCGGGCCCAACGCGACGACGUUUAUCGUCCCCGCGGAGAUAUUCCCCGCGAGGCUGAGGUCGACGUGUCACGGGAUAUCGGCGGCGGCGGGGAAGGCCGGGGCGAUCGUGGGGGCGUUUGGGUUUUUGUACGCGUCGCAGUCGACGGAUCCGGCGAAGGUGGAUAAAGGUUAUAGCACUGGGAUUGGGAUGAAGUGGUCGCUGAUAGUGAUGGGAUUCAUUAAUUUGGUGGGGUUUUGUUUCACGUUUCUGGUGCCGGAGUCGAAUGGGAAGUCGCUGGAGGAGUUGUCCGGCGAGAAUGAGGCGGAGGAGGAGGCCAAGGGCGGCAGGGAUGUCAGUCCCGUAUGAGAUCGAUCUUUUUGCAUGGCUACGAACUUAAUUUGGUAGUAAUUUGGAUUUUUGUUGUUGAUUUAUUUAUUUGUGCGUUGAUUCAUGGUCGGUUAGCUGUAAUUCACAACUUCUAUAUUUGGAUAUUUUAAUUUUGUGAAUGAAUUUCACUAUUUGCU
Messenger RNA from Linum trigynum, 2076 nucleotides. The record is from the annotation of a GenBank genome assembly. Lineage: Eukaryota; Viridiplantae; Streptophyta; Magnoliopsida; Malpighiales; Linaceae.